This is a messenger RNA of Brassica napus (rape), 3349 nucleotides long. Its product is annotated as TOM1-like protein 8. Gene Ontology annotation, molecular function: phosphatidylinositol binding; ubiquitin binding. Gene Ontology annotation, biological process: protein transport to vacuole involved in ubiquitin-dependent protein catabolic process via the multivesicular body sorting pathway. The transcript has 10 exons. The record is from RefSeq and is a predicted model, not a curated record. Lineage: Eukaryota; Viridiplantae; Streptophyta; Magnoliopsida; Brassicales; Brassicaceae. The coding region runs from base 77 to 1930 and encodes 617 amino acids.
CCUAUUAGUUAGAAAACCAAAAAAAAAAACACUCUUUAAGUUGGAGAAGUUUUGAAGGAGAGGAAAAAGCCAAGAGAUGGUGCAUCCUUUGGUUGAUAGAGCCACAAGCGAUAUGCUUAUUGGUCCUGACUGGGCCAUGAACCUUGAGAUAUGUGACAUGCUUAAUCAUGAGCCUGGGCAAUAUAGAGAAGUUGUGAGUGGAGUAAAGAAAAGGCUCGCUAGUAGGACUACCAAGGUUCAGCUUUUGGCUCUUACUUUGCUGGAGACAAUGAUCAACAAUUGUGGGGAACUCAUUCACAUGCAACUUGCUGAGAAGGACAUUCUUCAUAAGAUGGUGAAGAUGGUCAAAAGGAAGCCUAACAUCCAAGUGAAGGAGAAGAUAUUGAUACUUAUAGAUACUUGGCAAGAGAGCUUCUCAGGUCCUCAAGGAAGACAUCCACAAUAUUAUGCAGCAUACCAAGAAUUGUUGCGUGCAGGAAUUGUAUUCCCUCAAAGACCUCCUCAACCCACAGUUAGUUCAGGACAAACUGGUCCCUCGACAAUGUAUAAUCAGAAUGCUCGUAACGCUAGACAAGAAGCUAAUGAUACUUCCACAGAGUCAGAGUUUCCUACUUUGAGUCUGACAGAAAUUCAAAAUGCAAAAGGGAUUAUGGAUGUCUUAGCUGAAAUGUUGAACGCAAUAGAUGAAAACAACAAAGAGGGACUUAAACAAGAGGUUAUUGUAGAUCUUGUUAGCCAAUGUCGCACCUAUAAACAAAGAGUAGUACACCUUGUAAACUCUACAUCAGAUGAAUCGUUGCUUUGCCAAGGCCUAGCCUUAAAUGAUGAUUUGCAGCGGUUACUUGCGAAGCACGAAUCCAUCGCUUCUGGAAACCCUACGCCAGUAAAGGGAGAAAAAUCUAAAAAAGAAGUUGCUAAGGAGGCAAAUCAGAUCAUAGUUGUUGGAUCAAGCAGUGAAACGAAAGAUGGUAGUAUUGUGGCUGAUGCACCAAAUGGUCCAAAGAUAGAUCUUCUUAGUGGAGAUGACUUUGAGACACCGAAUGGAGAAAACUCACUGGCACUUGUUCCUCUUGGACCUGCACAACCAAGUAGUCCUGUACCAACACCAGAUAACUCCAUGGUCUUAAUCGACAUGUUAUCAGAUAAUAACUGCGAGAGCUCUACUCCAACUUCGAGUCCACACUCGCAUAAUCAGAUGGUGCAACAACAAAACUACUCAAAUGGAUUUGGACAAGGGUCAUCUGGUCCUGUCUGGAAUCUCCAUAUUACCCAGCAACCAUCUUCUCCUGCAUAUGGAAACCAAAACCAACCCUUUUCACCUACCUUUAGCCCGCCCAUCUCACCGCACUAUGGUGGACAAAACAACAAUGCGUUAGCACUACCACCACCACCAUGGGAAGCUCAAUCUCCAAGCUCUAGUCCUCACUACUCUCCUACUCACCCGAUGCAAGUGACUCAAGUUGUCAUCACCACGCACACUCAUCAACCGCUAGGUUACAACCCUCAAGGUGGCUCUCCUUAUGCUAUCAACAACAACAAUAACAUGUUCGGUAUGCUUCCCCCUCCAAUGACAGGAGGCCACAUGCAACCCUUAGGCCAUCAUAAUCCUGCUGCCAUGUACGGAGGCUACGGAGGACAGCCUCAGCCACCACAACAGUAUUUUGGAGAACAACAAAUGUACGGAGGCUAUGGAGGACAACCUCAGCUAUCACAAGAGCAGCUUGUAGAACAACAAAUGUAUGGAAUGUCACUUCAAGACAAUGGAGCCAGCAAUGCCAACCCCUACCAAGUGUCUUCUCAUCCUUCGGGUCUUAAUUAUCAGCAACCAAUGAUGAAACCUGUGAACAAGAAACCAGAGGACAAGUUGUUUGGAGAUCUUGUUGAACUCUCCAAGUCAAAGAAACCUACUGAACGAGCCGGUAGUAUGUAAAACCCCACUGUUUCACCAUUUUUCAUAGAGUUUUCAAUUUUAAUGUUGACUUUAUACAAUUUCUUAGAAAAUAAUUCUGAAAUUUUCCUUUUGUCGCGAAAAGUGAAUAAUAUCAUCAUUUUCAUUGGAUAUAUUGUUGUUAUUUCAACUGGAUGAAAAUGCAAACUGAUUGAGAUUAACUUGAACAAAAUACAACAUACAAGUGAAAACAUCACACAACUUUUUUAAUGUACUAUCCUUUGUGAUAAUAUCAAUGAAUGCUAACUUUUGUUUUCCCACCAUGACCUUUACCAUUUCUUUACACAUGAAACAAAUUGGGAAAAAAAAGAGAUAAACACACAAAAGAAAGAAUGCAAUAGGGUUGGGUUGGGAAAAUGGUUCAACCUAUCCAAGCCUCGAUUCUAGCACACGGAGAUAUCUUUAUAACAUCAGGCGGAUCAACAGUAAUGUUCAAACACAGAACCAGAGCUACACAUCAUGUUUUCAUCUGCAAAGACGAAGGAUUAAAGUCAGCAAAGAACAUGAGAUUUGCAAGACUUCCCAGAUCCAAUCAUUGUUUCUAAACAUACAUUGUGAUUGAAGUGAAAAACGUGUGUCUUGGUGCCGUUUCUUGAACUUCUGUUGCAUCAUUUGAAUUUUAAAAUUUGAAUGAACUUUUGCAAAGAUUUAAAAAGUUCAUCACAAGUAGUAGAUCGACCAUGACAAACAUGGUUAUAUAUAGGUAUAAUUAGUAAUUAGUCUAAUUACUAGUGUAUGAUCCUUUACAUCCGAGUUUACUAUAAUUUCUUUGUGACUUGUAGUUUCAGUACAGAGUAACGAGACAGAGUUACUACUAAAUGAUUCAUGAAUGUGUUUUUAUGAGCUAAGUAGUUACGUCAUUGCGCGAGUUGUCUAUAAUUAAAUCCAUAAACUCUUUCAACCUUGACUUGUUGACUGUGUGUUGUGGCUUUUUUUUUACCGUGAUUGCAUCGUUCCACUACUUUUUAAUUUGCAAUUGUCUCAUUAAAUAAUCAUUAAAGGACAUGAACAUAAAGCGAACAGUUCAUAUGUUUGAAUAACAUCAAAGGCCAAAUCAAAAGUGAGCUGAAAAGAUCACACGCUUGCCUUUUCUCUCUCUCUCAAACUUCUGAAUCUCAAGUUUGAGAAACACACAGAAUUUCGAUGAUGAGGAAGACGCUGACCAUACUUGAAGAGCUCAUCUUCGUGCUGAUGAGCCUAGCCUCAGCGAUCACGACAGCUCUCCGGACGUCGCCUUCUUUCUCCGCCGGAUCUUCCACCACCUACUCACCUUUGAUGACCAACCGUGUCACCUUCGCCCCACAGUUUUUUCUUUGAAAUUUCACUAUUAUCAUUAUAUGUAUGUUAUUGUGUAUAUACCGCUUGAAAUACAAACUUUAAUAAUUGUAUGUGUUUGUGAUA